This is a messenger RNA of Paramecium tetraurelia, 819 nucleotides long. RefSeq lists its product as uncharacterized. The record is from RefSeq and is a predicted model, not a curated record. NCBI's taxonomy places the organism in Eukaryota, Ciliophora, Oligohymenophorea, Peniculida, Parameciidae. The transcript has a single exon.
AUGCAAUUAAUUUUAGUUAGUUUCAAUUUAUACUAUUAGUCAUUUAUUUUUUUAUAAUCACUAGAUUUAUUUAUGAUGAUCUACUUAUUUUUGAGAUCAUCCAAAUCAGCUUGUAGAUCCAUCACUUCCUCCUUUUUUAUGGAACUCCCUUUAAUUGUAUUAAAUAGAUAUCUUGCUUAUUUUAUUCUAUAAACUUACUUUUCCAAAUACAUACAUCAUCAAUAUUAAAUAUUUCUAUUUAUCUUCUACAUUAGCAAUCGAAUCUUCCAAUUAUGCAUAAAGUUCGGAAAUAUAAUGAUUAGAAUCAUCUAUUUCUUUAUCUUUUUCACUUAACUAUAUUUAUCAUACCCAUCUAUUUUAUGCUAUUUUGUUUUUAUUUUCUCUUACAAUUAUUACAUUUCCUCAUACAAAACUUUUAUUGUAUUAAUUAACUGUUAAAUCAAACUAUAUGCUAAAGAUAAUUCACUCUUUUCAUCUUAACCCUAUUUUUUCUACUGUUAUGUUUAUAAAAUAUUAAUUCUAUUUUGCAGCUCCUACACUUUCAUUUUUAAUAAGGUUGAUGCACUAUUGGUUGAAUUUAAAAUGGAUUUUGAGAAACUACUUUAAUUGUUGGCUAUGAAAUUUAUUAAAAUUAUGUUGAAAAUCCUACUCCAUACGAAGUUUAAGGAAUUUAUUAUCUCAUAAUAUAUAGUGUUCGAAAAGAUUAUCUAAAUAUAAAAUGUAUUUUAUAAGGAUUAAAUUUAAAUUGCUAAAUAAUUACUAUUAACAUUCUAAAACCAAGCAUUAUUGAUGAAACUACAACUAAUAUAGCCAUAUUGA